Molecule: messenger RNA, 5481 nt
Organism: Porites lobata
Lineage: Eukaryota; Metazoa; Cnidaria; Anthozoa; Scleractinia; Poritidae
Source: the annotation of a GenBank genome assembly
AUGGAGCAAUGUUUUUUAGCACGGCUGGUGGUUGGAUUUGCUAUGGUUGUCAUUUCCACUGCAGGUAACAAAGGAGUAUUGAAUAGCUUAGUGGAUUGUUCUCUAGUUAGUGUAUAGUUAAUUGACUGUGCAGUGAAGCAUGUCCUUAGUAAAGGUAACUUUUCAAUCAGAGCAUUUGAAUCACAGCAAUUUAUUACUUUCGGGGCUAGAAUACGUUCACUCUUCACGCCGGCAGUGAUUAAUAUUAAAUAACAUAAUGUCAUUUAUAGUAAAACUAAGAUUUAGACCAUGGGUUGAAGUUAACGUGCGAAACUUUAAAGAAAAUUAAAGGAACCUUUUAGACUUGGUCUACUCACAGUCUUACAAAGAUAUUUAAUUUUGCUCACUACCACUUUCUCAGUUAAAUUCAACGGGGUGGGUGAUCAAGAAGUCAAUAAUACCAGUUGAUGUUGAUCAGCCUUGUUCACAUCGAGUGCAUAAUUAAAAAGCUAGUUAUAAAUCCGUAAGGUCCAGAUUCAGUACCUGGUUCUGGCAAGGGUUAGAGACGAGACGUGAAGUUACAAUGCCGUGAAGCAGAAGUAAAAAAAAGGAAAAAUGUGCCAGGAGUAAAACUUUUAUUAGAUAUCCUCCAACUUACUGAGCAAUGUUUGCUAGAUCUUUUCUGCUGAGUAUAUUUUUUCUCUGUUUGAUGCUAAUAAGUUAAGAGGCAAGUAAAUAGCGCUUACACCCUCUCUAAUUAACGAAGGCGCAGAGAGUCAGAGACUCAGAGUCCAAAAUCACGGAAAUUGCAAAUCCAGAAUACCGGUAUUCAAAUAAAACUCGGAAGUCUUAAUGAGACUUGGAUUCUUUUCAAGAUUAAUGUAUACUGGUUAAUCUCGCAGCUAAAUGAACAAAAAAAAAAAAUAUUUAAAACCGUUUAUUUUAAUAAAACUAACACCGCACCGAUUCCUCAAUAGCAUUCGAACGAAGGUUUAUAAAAAAUCAUUGGCACAACAGUAAAACUGACUGAAAGAAUUCAUGUUUAUCUUAAUUAAGAAUUUGUUCAUACUUAGCGUGCGUAUAUAGAGUUAUGGGUGCACGCGGGAAGUUUGGAGAGCACGAAAGAUGCGUAAGAGUUGCACGAGGCGAUAGCCGAGUGCAACUCUAGCUUCUUUAUUCGUUAACGAUCAAUGGAAACUAAGCAGAAACAAAGGUAAAAGAGUCUUAAAGUUCACCUAAAGUUAAAAUACUAACAUGUUCGUAAGAAGUCCUGGAGUAUGGUUUCGAUUUGCUGAAAAGAUGUUUACGUUUUGCUCGGCGAAAUCCAGAAAAAAUGUUUUUAGCGAAGACGACUGUCAUCCUUCUUUAAACUUAUAUUCAUUUACGAACAUUGGCUGGUCUUACGGUUUCUUGAGAAGACCUGGCAGCAGUUGUUUUUGUGAGUAAUAAAUUUAUGUCUUCUUGUGUAAUUUGUGUUGUUAUUGCGAGAGAAAUUUUCCUGCUUCAGUCGGAUUGUCCAGAGAUAACAAAGUGCAUAACAAAUUUAAAAACAACAAUUAAAACGGAAAUUUUGCCUUUAAAUGUUGUUGAUGACCAGUUGGUGUCUGUUCUGUUCCCAGUGAAUGUCUUUAGGCCAAAAUUUGCUGCAGCUGGUCUUCGACAAAUUUGCGAAACCCGCAACUUGCAAGUUUUUUUUUUUAAUUCGGCUUUAUUUUUGCUGCUUGUUGGAUCAGGACCUAAAAAGUCAAUGCCGAUAGAAAAAUCGGGCAGUUCUUCGCUGGUUUCUUCCAUAUUUUUAAGAGAAAGAAAAGUGCACUGCAGCUUAAAAGACAACAACUUUGCAGCCAGGUAAAAAAAAUGCUCACGUCAUCUUAUUUACGCACGCCCGUGCGUAAAUAAAGAUUUUGUUCAUAGCGGCUCAAUAGGACUUAUAUAGGGCAAGCACGCGCGCUAUGUUAUAACACGAGAUUAAACAUAAAUAGCUGGUUUUUAUGUCAUCAAUCUUUAUAAAAACCCUUUUUUUUCUUCAAAGAUCCACAGACACAAUUUCAAUUCCGUCGACCAGCCUUGAAUCCAGUUAACGGACAAAUUCGCAACUUUGUCCUAAAUAGAAUUGGCGGUGUAAGAGGUAAGAUUUUUUGUCGAGUAGGAAGAAAAACUUAAAACCAAUGAUUGAAUCUAUGAUAAAGCCAAUUAUCGUCUAAAGACAUCUACAGGUGUGUAAGAGAUCGGAGGUAACAUUUUCCUUUAAUCCUAAGGUGGGCACUAUCCCCCAGUCUCUCCCGAUUCAAGAAGGGAACAGCUUCCUGGAGACUCUCGGAAUUUUAUUCCCAACAGAUUUGACAUACCAGCAAGUAAGUUACCAUGGUAAAGUUAAGAGUGAGAGCGUGGUCCAUAAAUGAGUUAAAGGCUGAGCGGUACCUCCUCUGACGUUAAUGACGCUAUAUGUCUAGGCCUGUGUGAUAAAAAACGUUAACUACAUUUUGAAAUCUCACCAGACAGGAGUAAGGCAAUAAAAACUAAAAUUUGAGUCGUUGUUCCCAUUAGUACCAUUAUGAUUGUACCCCGAUGUUAGUCAGUAGUUAUUACAGUAACUGUAAAUGAUAGAAAAUGUCUCUUUUAAUGGACUCUUUUUUUUUAAUUACAUACUGUUAGGAGUUUUCCAUUGACCAAAGGCAAAAAUACAUAGUGUCAUGUUAAACAACAUACAAUUUUUGUUGUAUAAAAACAAUAACUUGAAAAAAAAAAUCAUCAAAAAAAAAAAAAGAAAUCUGAAUCUGUCUUCAUUUCAUUGUUUUCUUGCAGGUGUUAUUGACAGAAAACAGGGCCCACCAAAAGGUACAAAUAAUUAGACUUUAAGUUGGGUCUUAGUUGCAUGUAAGCAAGUAUGUAGGUGUAGAAAGGCCUUGGCCUUGAUAGUUUCAAAAAUUCCCACUCUGGAAAGCGUUUUUGAAAAGAUGCUUUUUCGCGGUGACCGUUUUCACUGGAUACGUGUGGAUCGACAGUAGGCCAAACCGGAAGAAAAUAAAUAUCCGAUUUCAAACGCCAAGUACAUUUCUGUAGGGCAAGCCGAUGCCAAUUUUUUAUGUCUUAAUAAAUAUACUAAAUCGUGAUAAGUUCUUCAGGUGGCUUACUGGGAGUGAGUUGUUCCGUUGUCCUUAUAGUGUUUUAUCGGAUGUUUUAGUUCCUAACAAAUCGACAUAAGCGGGAUUUUGUUCAAAUUGGGAGUCCUGCGUGUGUACACGAACAAAUUUGAACUGGUAGUUCUUAGUAUAUUUCACGAAUUCAUGACAUACAUUUUUCUUUAGCGACAGUUUAUGAAGUGAGCUUGUCUACGAUAACAUAUAGGUUUGUUUCGCAUUGCGUCUCCAGUGGACCUCUUUUCAUCCAGGGAUAAGAAUUAGUGUCGAUAGGACUGAGGAAGGCAUUAUACAUAAUUCUUUUUUUAUAUAUGUAUAGAAACGUUCUCUUUCUUCUUAUUAUUAUUACGAACAUAACCAGCUGUUCUCGAGCGAGGCUUAAGUGUUAUACAUGACAUUCACUAAACUGCGCCAAUUUAUUUCAUCUGCAGGUAUCAAUGCCUUGUCCGUAUUUAUUGAGGAUAAAUCUCCAACAACUUCCUUCCAUGACUUGCACUUCAGCCAAUGAUGACUCUAAAACUCUUUUUUUAAAAUCGUUUUCUUUUAGGAUGCAUUGGGACACAGGAUAUUUGUGGAUCGUUCGCACCAGCUCCAGCUCCAGCUCCUGCCUUACCUAUGGCUCCUGCAUAUCCUUCACCCGGCGCCUACACAGGAUAUCCUCCACAAAGCGCCUUCCCAGGAAUGCCACCAGAUCCUUACAACCCCCAGGGAUAUCCUGCGUCCCCUAAUAUCCCACCUAACAUGAAGGCAUUGGCUCAAAACACAGGAGCUGCUGUAGCUGCGAAAGCAAAACUGCUGGGUGGCUUAAAUCCUUUGAAGAAGUUCGUUCCACACCUUCCUCCUUUGGGGCGGCCACAGAAGGGUAAACCUCCCUACAAUCCACCCCCUCCCCAACCGGAGCCUCCGGUUGCAGGAUAUGGGCAAGGCACAAGUCAAAUGCCAUAUCAACAAUCACUAAGCUACAACUCGCAAGGGAUGGUGCCACCACAAUCUGCUGGAUAUGGAUCUCAGCCCACUGCUGGAUUUGCUCCACCUGCCUUUGCCGUUAAGUAUCAUUAUUUAUUUAAAAAAUACACAAACCUAAUUCGAUCAGAAAACGUUCCAACGUUUGCGACAACAACUAUAUGGUGGUAAUACCUAACAUUUACGCGUUAAUGUUGAAAGAUGAACGUCCGACAACUGUUUUGCUAACCUUUGACGGAGACCUGACUGAAAUAAUCGGCAUGCCUGUUGUUUUGUUUUUAGCGAGGUAAUUAAGGUGCCUAACAAAAUGCUUGACAACUUUAGAGAAAACGUACGUUUCAUGCAAAAACGUUUAAGUUGAUCUUAAAAAUUAUUUACUUUAAUUGUUAUUUACUAAUUUGCUUCCCAAACUGAGGAUGGUUGUUUUAAAAGUUGUUCAAUUAUGAUCUUUCUCUCAUCAGUAUCAGAUUCACAGUCACUGAUUAAUUUGCAUCGUUUUCUCAGGCACCUCAGGCGCCUGCCCCGUUUGCUCCACAGCAACCUCAUUCAGCAUUCAAUCAGGCUCCUUUUCCCAUAGGAGCUCCGCAACAAGACCAACCUCAGUUAGCACUAAAUGACAAUGCCCCACAAGCACCCCCUCCUCAACCGUCUUUCCCUUCGGAAAUGAGUCAAGGACCAGUGUAUCCAGGGCAACAAGCGUCUCCUGAUGGUAACGGAAAACUGUAUAGUUUGCCUUGCUAGAUCGCAUUUUGAGUUCAUCUACGGCGCAUCAAAAGAUUGAAUAGGAAGAAAAACAACUCCAGCUGCUAUUUUUUUCGUUCAAAGAAAUAUUUUUGCAAGUGCUUGCCUUCUUGAAUUGUGUAGCCGUCUCGUAAAAUAUCGGCGUUUCUUUUUGUUUGUAUAUGUAUCUCAUAGAACUCUCUCAGCGUCAUAAAUUCAAGGAACCAAUUUGUGACUUACACAAAAACUGCUCCAGACAAAAUUUACUGAAAGACAGUCAGGCUAUCAAUUACCAAAUAUCGUUAGCCGCAAAAGGAAGAAUGUUAAACCAUACACCUUUAUGACGACCAGUAACACCCUAAAAUCAUUUAAAUCCACAGGUUCCUUUGAUAUAGCAAGAAAGAGAAUGAUGGCUUUAAAGAUAAAAGGCCUAGCGAAGAGAUUUGGUGUUCCCAGACCAGUUGUGAGGUCAAGACUGGUGCCCAGACCCCUUUAUAAAAGGCAUAGCUAAAUACGUUGGAUACUUCAUACCCCACAUGCAGUAUUUUUCUGAUUUUCAAAUAACUUCAUCUUUGACAGAAUCGACUACCUUUAAGUAACGGUUAAGGAUAGUGGAUACAUCGUGACGUCAUAAAGAGCAUGUCUGAAUCUCGUCUUCAGCGUGCAUUUCUGGACAUAA